This is a messenger RNA of Lentinula edodes (shiitake mushroom), 555 nucleotides long. RefSeq lists its product as uncharacterized. The transcript is spliced from 4 exons. Lineage: Eukaryota; Fungi; Basidiomycota; Agaricomycetes; Agaricales; Omphalotaceae. The coding region runs from base 1 to 555 and encodes 184 amino acids. The record is from RefSeq and is a predicted model, not a curated record.
AUGACCACCUACGGACUUCCGUACUUCCUCGAAGACAAGACUGGAAGACUAACCGGAUCGGAUUUUGUGGACAUCCAUGAUCGCUUACGACUCACUUACCGACGCUCUACCGAAAGAAAUUCAUCGCAUACCGCCUAUAUGAUCUAUAACACUAGCGCUCAUGUCUCUCAUCCGCAACCUCUUAUGGCUUUGGAUUUUGGACCAGGGAACUCUCUAGGAACUGUGUCAUUUUCAUCGAAAUUAUGCGUAUCAAUGAAGAAGUACCUCGCGAAAGUGCCGUGUAAAGGAAGGUACGCCCGCUUAACGUACAAAUUCCUUGCUUCCGAUUCGCAAGAGUACUUCUGGAGUUGGCGAUCGCAGGCAAAUCAAGAGUGGACCUGCACGAAUACGAGUGGAUAUCUCACGGCGUAUUAUAGUCUGAAGACCCCAGGAGAACCUCAGUACGAAGGAUCUUCGGGAUGCUCCUUAACAGUCGAUGAAUCAUUCGGACAUUUGGCCUCGGAAAUAUUGGCGUCCUUGAUGAUAUUGCGGCAUAUAUCCGAAUACAACCUGUGA